Physella acuta is the source of this 1625-nucleotide messenger RNA. Its product is annotated as mucin-2. NCBI's taxonomy places the organism in Eukaryota, Metazoa, Mollusca, Gastropoda, Physidae. The record is from RefSeq and is a predicted model, not a curated record.
CAAGAAUGCUGGUUACACGAUGUAUUGUAGUGAUACUUCUCCUCACCACUGUAUGCUCCGUUCAUGGCCGACGCUCAAGCAAAACUCGAGACAGCCGUGAGAGACCUGAGCAAAGUCGUCUGUCAACUGACCAAAGUCGUCUGUCAACUGACCAAAGUCGUCUGUCAACUGACCAAAGUCGUCUGUCAACUGACCAAAGUCGUCUGUCAACUGACCAAAGUCGUCUGUCAACUGACCAAAGUCGUCGGUCAACUGAAGAAAAGGAACCCGUGUAUUACGAAGAACACGAACCUCAGUAUGUAGAAACAGAAAACGAUUACCCAGAAAUUGAAAAAGAUUACCAAGAAGUUGAAUUACCUAAUUGUAAAGGAAGACACAACGCCAACCCAACACCAUCACCAAAACCAGCUACUACCACAACAACCACAAAACCAAAACCUACAACCACUAUAACACCACCAAAACCUAAAACCACUACAACACCACCAAAACCUACAACCACUACAACACGACCGAAACCUACAACCACUACAACCACAACAAACCCUAUAACCACUACAACAACACCAAAACCUACAACCACUACAACGACACAAAAACCUACAACCACCACAACAACACCAAAACCUACAACCACUACAACAACACCAAAACCUACAACCACUACAACAACACCAAAACCUACAACCACUACAACAGCACCUCGAACAACAACCACUACAACUCCGCCAACAACAACCACCACUACCACUACAACACCAAAACCAACGACCACCACCACUACCACUACAACACCAAAACCAACGACCACCACCACUACCACAACAACACCAAAACCAACGACCACCACCACUACCACUACAACACCAAAACCAACGACCACCACCACUACCACAACACCAAAACCAACGACCACCACCACUACACUAGCCCCACCCCCUCCCAGCGUAGAGCCAUGUCGCAAGCGAACAAAGGCCGACAUAAUCUUUUUGCUGGACGCUUCGUCUUCGAUUGGACCAUCGAACUGGAAGAGACAGGUCAAGUUCGCCUCUGACGUCACGGAAGGGUUCAACGUUGGACAGGAUGACGUCAAAUUUGGGACAGUUAUAUUCAACAGCGACCCCAAGAAAAUAUUUGAUCUGAAUGUCUAUUUCAAUCACACAAGCUUGUCUAAGGCUCUGCUGGACAUCCAGUAUCCUUAUCUCUCCGGCACCAACACGCACUUAGGUCUACAGUUUAUCGCAGACGACAAAAUGUUCAGCUCUAUUUCAGGCGGGAGACCAGACGCCAAUGAUAUCGUCAUAGUUAUGACAGAUGGAAGGUCUGGUAACACCACGAUAACUCUAGAGACAGCUAAAAAUCUGAAAAGUCAAGGCAUUACAAUGAUAUCUGUGGGUAUUGGAGACGCUCCAAGUAGAGAAGAACUGAUUGGGAUAGCCAGUUCUCCUAGCUAUGUCUUUGAGGCUAUCGACUUUUCUUUGCUGGAUUACAUCAAACGUGACCUGGUCAAGCUGACCUGUGAUAGUAUUUGAAGUCUCAAGCACCGAAAGCCAGCCUGUAACCUAUCUGUCAAGACGCCGCUCAUAGCAGAAUCGAUGUUUAGAGAGCGAUCUAUUAAAAUAUUU